[Torrubiella] hemipterigena is the source of this 1806-nucleotide messenger RNA. The record is from the annotation of a GenBank genome assembly. Lineage: Eukaryota; Fungi; Ascomycota; Sordariomycetes; Hypocreales; Clavicipitaceae.
GCAGCAACAGCAACAACACGCCGCAACGCCUCCAUGACACACGCAGAGACCUAUCCACCUUUCGUCUGUUGUCUUUGCUGCUGCACCACUACCACCUGUAAAAACACGUCAUAAGAAAACGAGAGACGCGUCUUUUUCUCUUCACCUUUCACAUCUUUUUGUCGUUUCACAUCCAACCUCCAUCUUUCCUUCUCGUUCUCAUCCUCAUUACCCCGCCGUACGCCAUUACUAGCAUACGGCCGAAUCACGCUCCCUCAUCACACAUAUACACAUAGACACCAUGGCUGAGUACAGACAUCUCGCCAAGCCAGACCCAGAAUGGAACGACUUCCCCAACAACCUCCCGCCCAACACGCACGUCCUCCAAAUGAACCGCGCCCACGACCCCAUCACCCCACAGCCCGGCCUCACCAUAGACGAAUUCACCGUGCCUGUCCGAGACGGCACAGAAAUCUGCCUGCGCCGCUACGUCAAGACGGCCGCCGCUACAGACCGUCUCCCGCUCUUUGUCUACAUGCACGGCGGCGGUUACGUCACUGGUGGCCUUGAGACCGACGACGAGACCUGCCGAGCCAUUGCCGCCGAGAUAGAUGUCGUGGUUCUUAGCAUUGAAUACAGAUUGGCCCCCGAGUUUACCUUCCCUAUUGGUUUUGAAGAUUCCUUUGAGAUUGUGCGCUGGGCUGCGUCGGCCAAGGGCCAGGAAAAGCUUCAGGUUGAUUUGGCAAAGGGCUUCAUUGUUGGCGGCACAUCAGCCGGCGGCAACUUUACCUCGGGCAUUGCGCACCUCUAUGCCAAGGAUGAGAUUCAGCCGCCCAUUACAGGUGUUGUCUUCCUGGCUAGCAACUUUUGCCAUCCGGAUGCUCGGCCUGCCAGAUACCUCGACCGCCUUCUGAGUGUUGACGAGGUCAUUGAUGCGCCAGGCUUCAAUCGUACCUCAAUUGACCACUUUUCCAAGAUAUAUGGCGGUCCUCCUCACGAUAAGCGCGUCUCGUCAUUGCUGUUUGACAGCCACACCGGCAUCGCGUCCAAGGCUUACUUUGCCGUCUGCGGCUGGGACCCAAGAAGAGAUGAGGCCCUUUUAUUUCAACAGCUCCUCAAAGAAGCCGGUUUGGGCACGAAAAUCGAUGUUUACCCUGGACUUCCACAUGGUUUCUGGACUACCUGUCCCAGUUUGCCCGUCUCCAAGACGUGGCGACAGAACCUCCUGCAAGGGCUAAAGUGGAUGGUGGAAUAAUGGCAGAAAAUGAAAGUCGUUGUAUUCAAUAUAUAAGAUUAUGCUGCAGAGCAACUCAACUAUUUUUUACUAAUUAUCCUGUGAUCAUUAUUUAGAGCUCAUCCGCCUCCGCCGAGUCAGAAGUAGUAUCUUUGGUGUGCUUGCCACCCUUUUCGGCAUCCCACUCCUUUAGCCACUCGCCCACAAAGCCAACCAUGGCCUGUUGCGCGUCCACCACCUGGCGAGGGGGCAGAUCCUGCUCCUCUGUUCCGCUGGCAAGGCCAAACUCGUCCCAGUGGUGCACUCCGUAGUCGACAAGAAUAAAGGGCUCGCUGACGGUGGACUUGCGGUCUUUCUGGCCGAUGGCGUGGACACCAGCAGCUCUCCAGGGGUCUUGAGCGCCAUCCAAGUGCGCCAGACGGGAGUGGCUGAAAUCAAAGCCGCCAAACUUGUUGAUGUUGUCCACGUUGGGGAGGUCCGUAAUGUUGAACAGGUUAGGGCAGUGCCAGGCAGCAUAGUCGCGAGUGACGGCUCGCGAGAUGAGAGGCAGCUGGUCCUUGGGCACACCAGUGCCAGUAAUGAAGAAACCGUUC